GCCGUCAACACAGAGCGAUGACCAGAUUCGCUACUCUUCUCCUUGAUCUCUCGAGCUCCUGUCUACAUCACGGCUGUCAUUCCUUUUGCCGUGUCUCUGGGCGUCUUUAGAGAUGGAGGAGCUGGUGAGGCAGGCUAGGGGUCAACAGGUGGUCAGUCGUAGCUCUGUCGCUGCGUUCACGUUCAUAGUGUAUGAUAUCCUGAUUACACUCGGUGAAGAGGUUGAUCUGGUCUGGUCAAAGCCUCAUGCAUCAUGGGCGAAGUGGCUUUAUCUCUUCGUCAGGUACAUCCCACUCAUCUUCGAAAUCGGAACAAUGUUCUCCACGACACAGGUGCUUCCCAAGCCAUUGACGUACUCCAAACGACAAUGCACGAGCUGGUUCAUCUUCCAGGAAGUGGGUAUGCAAGUUGUCAUAUCUGCCGUCGAGGUUAUGCUCAUAAUACGCGUUCGUGCUCUAUAUCUCAAGAACGAGCGGAUCACAAAAAUCCUCGCUGUUCUGUUCGUCGCCGAGGUCAUCACUAUGAUAGUGAUUCUUGCUUUUCUUGCGGGAACCGUCGAGAUGGACGAAAACUGCGUAGUCAUCUCUACGCCUCCUUUAUUUAUGGUAUUCGCCGGUGUUUUUGUCGGGUUUGAGCUUCUGCUUUUUGGCCUUACGCUAGUCAAGUUUGUGGAGGCAUGUCGAAAUGGUUGGAACCGUAUGCCACUCCUUACCCUUGUGGUGAGGGACGGGACGUGGGCAUUUCUCGUGAUAUUCGCCGCUAUCAGCGUCAAUGUUGGCUUCUUUUUUGGUAUCAAAGGUCAAGGAUCAUCAGCAGGCAUCGACUGGCUACUAUCCUUGGAGUCCUUUGCGGGCUGUCAUCUAAUGCUUCAAAUGGACUCCUUUGCCGCCGCCACAUCCACAAACCCCGCGUCCCCCAAUGGCAAGCGACGUCGCACCCUCUCCCGCUCCCGUCGUCGGACAACCGCCGGCACCAACGUCACAGUGACCGGCAACGAAGCUUUCACCGGCAACGGCACCCAGUUCACCUCCAUAUUCCUCGUCACAGACGAUUUCCUCCCCGAGAGCGAGACGGACUCGAGUGGUGCAACGCGGGAUGGCGGCGGCGUUGGGUUAAAUCUGGUGUUCAGUCCCGAGUCGGAGUUGGCCUUUGAUGAUGGUGGAUACAGGAAUGGUGAGGAGUAUACUGGGUCGGUGCCGGUAUCUGUGGUGCAGAUUGGGGAGCAUGAGUAUGAGGAGGUCGAGAUGGAGGUGAUGCGUCAUAGGAGGGGCGAUCUUGAGAGCGGGAGGUUGCCGGAGAACCAGGUCGUUUCGCCUGGUUGAGUUGUCGGAUUGGGCGUCCAGAGAGUUUCACAGACUAGUGUGAGAGAGAGAGACCGAGGACAUUCUAUCUUAUAUGUAUCUAUAGUAUCAGAGCGUUUGAGAGCCCCCGCCCCCCUUACACAUUCUACUUUCUUGAUUUACCUUCGGACUUUACACAUAGCUUUAUGAUCGUCCUGGUCGAUGUACAAUAUUAUAGGAGAGCC
This is a messenger RNA of Stereum hirsutum FP-91666 SS1, 1524 nucleotides long. RefSeq lists its product as uncharacterized. The record is from RefSeq and is a predicted model, not a curated record. Bases 113 to 1321 code for a protein of 402 amino acids. The transcript is spliced from 9 exons. NCBI's taxonomy places the organism in Eukaryota, Fungi, Basidiomycota, Agaricomycetes, Russulales, Stereaceae.